GUGUAAACGUUAUUUACGUGUCAAGAGAAAGUUACAUCUAAAUAUAAUAAUUAUGUUCUGUUAAGUGAUGAAAGUGCUUAGAAAUCAGACAUUAAGUGUUACUGCAUACAAGGACAAGGUUUUUUAACAAUUAAAGUAAACUGUGAAUUUAAAUUAACGUUUGGUCGAUAAGUGUGAGUUGAUGCAAAUGGAUCUAAUGUUGCAGACAAAGGAAUAUUCUAGGGACGAAGAUUAAGAAACGGGUCACUAAUUUCUUAACGACAAUUUCAGUGAGCUAAUCUGAAAAACAUUCUCUAAAUAAAUUAAUGCAGAGAAUAAGACACAACGGGAAUCAGUUACAGAUGUACUGAAAUUUGCUGAUAUCUAGAUUAAAGAGAAGCGAUUAGAUGGAGCAACUAACUCAAUUCGUUUCGAAAUCUUUCGAACCCGGACUGUGUACCAAUAAUCGCAGUGGGCCCAUCGUGGAGGAGACGCCCACCAAUCACGCUCAUCCCGAAUGGGGCCCGGUGGCCCCCUCAGGCCUGUCUCUGUCGCAGCUGCAGAAGAAACCCUCGCCGGUAUCACCCUGCCCCGACACCAGAGGCUCGUCUUCUGUCUGCGGAGAACAGCCUCCGAGCCGGGGGUCCUCUGUCUCGCCUGUGGUGGAUCCUGAUGACUCCAGAUCGUCACCCGGAAGCGCCGGGAAUCCAUUGCUACUGAACUCACCAGGAACAGAACCGCAGAGCCCGGAAGGCGGGACAGAGCAGAGACCCGGAGGAGUGAACGCGACAGGAAACAAAAUUGUCCUAACUGCCAGAGAAGAGAACAAGUCAGUGCUGGAACAGAACCAGAGGAAAGAGAACACAGGAGACCACCUAAAUACGAAUCAUCACCACCACCAUCACCACCAUCACCACCACAACGGCGCCAGCACACCGAAACAGAACAAGCAGCGCCGCAGUCGUACCAACUUCACGUUAGAGCAACUCAACGAGCUGGAGAGGCUGUUUGACGAGACACACUACCCAGACGCCUUCAUGAGAGAGGAACUUAGCCAGAGGCUGGGACUUAGCGAAGCCAGAGUUCAGGUUUGGUUUCAGAACAGACGGGCGAAAUGCAGGAAACACGAGAGUCAGAUGCAGAAAGCGGCAGGGAUGAUGCUGACGAGCCACAGCCCUCCUAUAGCAACCCCUCUGGAGCCGUGCCGGGUCGCACCCUAUGUGAAUGUGCCGUCCCUGAGGCUCCCCACAGCGUACGACCGCCUCACGUUCCCUGCCUUCUCGGCCUUCGACCCGGCUUUGCUGACCGCGGCCCACCAGUACGCAGCUGCAGCGGCAGCGAUGACGUCCAAUUCGUCUCCCCUGGUCUUCUGCCACCCGCAAUACCCACUUGGACUGGCUGCACUCGCCGCAGUCCACCACGAUCGUCUGCAGUCCAAGAACUCCAGCAUUGCGGAUCUUAGGCUAAAAGCUAAGAAACAUGCAGAAGCCCUAGGACUCACCACCCGCGAGAAGACUGUUUAAGUUUGUAUCGUGCACUCCCUGACACAAUAAAUCGAUACAGACGACUGAUACAAGAAGUCGAUACUAUCGAUAUAGACGCCCCUAACUUCCGUUUAAGCAGUAAUUCAAAUUUACUGUGUCUGAUAAAAUAUAAAAAGCAAAUAAUUGACGUUUUUAGCCUACCAGGAAACCGAAUGUCUUGUAUCAAACGAUAUUUUAAAUCAUCUCUGUGAAAGGAGUGACAGGCCUGCCAACAGUGAGUUUCGAAAUGUGUGCCUCUCCGGUAUAUUUGAAUGGAAGAUCUGUAUAGAUGACCACCAAAUAUCGUCAUGAAAAUCUUAAUGCACCCUUGACCUUAAUUAUGGGUAAAACAUAUUAAUAGUCAGCGGACCAGAAACCUAUAAUCGACUUUUAAGAAUUGACCAAUAGGAAUAACAGAAGAUUACAACUAAAAUUUAAAAUAUUUAAAUAUAUGUUUAACAAAAAGCAGACAUUUGAUAUGACAAGGAUGAUGAAAAUACUACUACUACUA
Molecule: messenger RNA, 2013 nt
Organism: Cryptotermes secundus
Lineage: Eukaryota; Metazoa; Arthropoda; Insecta; Blattodea; Kalotermitidae
Product: short stature homeobox protein 2
Exons: 5
Coding region: 387-1502 (371 amino acids)
Biological process (GO): regulation of transcription by RNA polymerase II
Cellular component (GO): nucleus
Molecular function (GO): DNA-binding transcription factor activity, RNA polymerase II-specific; sequence-specific double-stranded DNA binding
Source: RefSeq, a predicted model, not a curated record